This is a messenger RNA of Myxocyprinus asiaticus (Chinese sucker), 820 nucleotides long. RefSeq names its product cyclin-dependent kinase inhibitor 3-like. Gene Ontology annotation, cellular component: nucleus. Gene Ontology annotation, biological process: protein dephosphorylation. The record is from RefSeq and is a predicted model, not a curated record. Gene Ontology annotation, molecular function: protein tyrosine phosphatase activity. Bases 140 to 766 code for a protein of 208 amino acids. The transcript has 8 exons. Lineage: Eukaryota; Metazoa; Chordata; Actinopteri; Cypriniformes; Catostomidae.
CGGAGCAGUGUGUUUUGUUAAGCCAUCAGAUCUGCUUUUUGGAUGUCAGGAUUUCAGCCUUCUCUUAUGUUAGUGAUUGGGGUUGACUGAUGGCCUUGGUGUCAUAACAUCCUCAUGUAUACUGUUGCAGACAGAGAAAAUGAGGACAAGUGGAUUUGACUCAUCUGACGAAGAGGAUUUUGGAGAGGAGGAAGCCACACCUCUCCAGAUCUCAUGGUUGUCUCUAUCAGUAGUAGAGUGUUCCCAGUCUCUUGGAAUCUGUUCUUUACCAGGAUGCAGAUAUAAAGACACCAAAAGAAACCUGCAGAAAGAUGUUGCUGAGCUGUGUGAUCAGGGUGUGGAAGAUGUGUUUGUGUUCUGUACCAGAGGAGAGUUGGUGCUCUACAGAGUGCCCUGUCUGUUAGAGGUUUAUUCUCAGCGUGGGCUCAGAGUGCAUCACCUUCCUUUCCCAGACGGAGGCGCUCCAGAGCUUUCUCAGUGCUGCUGCAUACUGGAAGAACUACAGGACUGCCUGCAGAAUCAACGCAGGACUGUCAUACAUUGUUACGGAGGCCUGGGGCGGUCAGGAUUAAUUGCUGCAUGUUUGCUACUGCAACUCUCUGUCUCUAUGACGCCCAGUAAAGCUCUGGAAAUCCUGAGGGAGCUGAGAGGGGGUGGAGCCAUUCAGACCGUCAAGCAAUACAACUUCCUUCACGAGUUUCGGGAUAAGCUUGAAGCCUAUCAAGGAUCCAAAGAGCGUCUUUCAGAGAGAUCAGUGUCCAGAUGAUCCACCAGACAUACAGAUGAUGUGAAAGCAAAAUAAAUUAUGUUGAUUGGUGGC